Anolis sagrei ordinatus is the source of this 2857-nucleotide messenger RNA. The record is from RefSeq and is a predicted model, not a curated record. NCBI's taxonomy places the organism in Eukaryota, Metazoa, Chordata, Lepidosauria, Squamata, Anolidae.
CUUAAAUCUUUAGACCAAGUCCUUAUAUUAUUAUAUUCAGUCUCAAUGUUAUGUGAAGUCCUCAUAUUAAUAUGUUAAGUUCUCAGAUUCUUAGGAUAAAUCCUUCUAUUAAUGUUUGAAAUCUUAAAUCCAUAGAUCAAGGCCUUAUAUUAAUGUAUUCAGUCUCAAAUUGUUAUAUGUUUAUUUUGUAUCAAAAGCAUUGUAUAAAUUUGUAUAAAACUGAUAAAAAAUAGAAGAAACACAGGAGGUUAAAUAUCUUUUGACCAAAAACAGGCAACAGCAAUGGCAUUGUCUGUAGCCUCCAACAAUUCCUCCUCAGUACAUGAGGCAGGGCACAGUGGAUAGGCAUACAGGCAUCCUUAUAUUAAUGUAUUAAGUCUCAAUGCUAUGUGAAGUCCUCAUAUUAAUAUAUUAAGUUCUCAGAUUCUUAGGAUAAAUCCCUUAUGUUAAUGUUUGAAAUCUUAAAUUCAUAGAUCAAGUCCUUAUAUCAAUGUAUUCAGUCUCAAAUUGUUAUAUAUUUAUUUUGUAUCAAAAGCAUUGUAUAAAUUAGUAUAAAACUGAUAAAAAAUAGAAGAAGCACAGGAGGCUAAAUAUAUUUUGACCAAAAACGGGCAACAGCAACGGCAUUGUCUGUAGCCUCCAACAAUUCCUCCUCAGUACAUGAGGCAGGGCACAGUGGACAAGCAUACAGAUGCAGAGUUGUCUGUUCUGCUUCACAGUCACACAAGGUGACAAACUAGGUUUAAUAGAAAACCUGGAACGGCCUUUCAUAGAAUCAUAGCGUUGGAGGAGACCUCGUGGGCCAUCCAGUCCAACCCCCUGUCAAGAAGCAGAAAAAAUCGCAUUCAAAGCAUCCCUGACAAAUGACCAUCCGAUGUAGUAUUCAAAGGCUUGGAAUCGGCUUUCAACUAAAAACUUUUCAGUUUUCUUCGCAAUUCCUAAAAGAGGGUCUGAUGAAGUGUACAUUCAUCAGGCAUAAAAACAGUGCACUUCAUUUGUAGACUUUCCUAUCCUUCAUAUUUAAGCCAUUUUGAGUUAAACCCAGUUCAGACUUCUAACAAUGUUGUGAAGGAACAAGACUGCAAGGUUUCAGACUCUAUGAUUCAGACUCAUCUUGUUUGAAUGCAAAACGCACCAGUCCAAGACGUUUGCUUUGCUCCCCGUGUGUGAAUGUUUACUUGAGAUUACCAGGUAGAUGUUUUGGCGCCCUGUGAUUUCCUUGUUGCAACCUGCUAUGGAGAGCAUCCGUUGGGCCUUUGCUUAUACUGCCUGGGUCCCUUGCCGUGAGGAUUGGCUGCUGGCUAUGCGCCUCAUCCAGCCAGAAGAGAAGGAGCGCAUUGCACAGUUUGUUUUCGGCCGUGAUGCCAAGGCUGCUACGGCUGGCCGUCUACUGAUAAGGAAGUUAAUCGCAGAGAAAUUGAAUGUUCCAUGGAACAAAAUACAAUUGCAAAGGACUUCAAAAGGCAAACCUGUCCUCGCCAAUGACGUAGGCAGCGCUGAGUCCAAUUUCAGCUUCAAUGUUUCUCACCAAGGGGAUUAUGCCGUUCUUGCAGCUGAACCUGACUGUCAAGUUGGCAUUGAUGUCAUGAAGACCAGCUUGCCAGGAAGUGGUUCAAUUUCUGAAUUCUUUCGUAUUAUGAACCGACAGUUUACAGAGGAAGAAUGGAAAACAAUCAAAUCCAUGGAUAACGAAUGGCUUCAGUUGGACCUGUUUCAUAGGCACUGGGCAUUAAAAGAGAGCUUUAUAAAGGCCAUUGGCGUUGGAAUAGGUUUCAACCUUCAAAGGAUUGAAUUUCAUGUAUCCCCAAUGCAGUUGGAAGUGGGGAAAACCUAUACUGAGACAGUUAUGCUCUUGGAUGGUGAAGAAGAAAAGGAAUGGACCUUUGAGGAAACCCGAUUAGAUGAUUAUCACCAUGUUGCAGUUGCUCUAGGAAAACCAAGAGGGUGUGGCAAGAAGCAUAGUGAGGUGCUUUCCACUGAUGUGACCCAGCCUGCAUUUACAGGACUGACUUUUGAAGAUUUAGUGGCCUCUGCUGUUCCCCUCACACCUGAAGACCCUACCUGCUGGGAUCACUUUUGUUCUAGGCAGGAAUCACCAGCACGACAGAGUUCUAAUCCAAGAUAAGCGAAGCUUUAUUUAUAAGAAAAGAAGUUGAAAGCACUCAAAGGCCUCCCACUGCUGCACUUCGGAGAGUCAAUUUGUGUAGGAAAGGAAGGGGGUAAUGCUUGGAUUAAAAUUGUUUAAAAUUACCUUUUAUGUUCAGUAAUUUGGCUCUUCUUUAUGGACUAAUUUCCUUUUCAAACAUUCCCCCACCCUCCGGAGUAAAUUCAGAGAAAGAUGUGGAUUUUUUUUUGCUCCUUGAGCCAAGCAUGCAUAAUUAUCAGGCUACAGAGUUCCUCUCUAUAAUGAAAGAGCUGGCAUAACCCUGCCUUGUGCCAGACAUUUCCUGUAAUACCUGCCAUGAGGAAUUCACAUCUAUGGCUUUUGAAGCAACAAUCCUUUUCAUGAAGUCUUUCACCUGUUCCAAGCAAUCGUAUAUUUGGCAGUACCCAAGAAGGCUUCAUGUCGUUAUGGGAGCUGCAUAGAAGAAUAAUAUAGGCCCAGUGCUCCACAAGAAGAAAGUCAUGGUGCAUAAUGAACAGGAUUUUUAUUUCUUUGGGAGGUAAUGUACCACUUCUGGCUUAAAAUUGUUGCAUCUCAAAUUGCCCCACUGCUAUCACCAUCUCAAUUAUGAGACAUGUUUUAAAAGAGAAACCUUUUUCUCAUAGUACCUGGCUGUGUUUAAAAUCUCCAGGAAGAUAAAGGAGUUCUCUACUGGCACCUAAAAAACAGAAAUAAAGGCGAACAGAUUACUGA